Messenger RNA from Cyclospora cayetanensis, 3798 nucleotides. RefSeq lists its product as uncharacterized. The record is from RefSeq and is a predicted model, not a curated record. Lineage: Eukaryota; Apicomplexa; Conoidasida; Eucoccidiorida; Eimeriidae. Bases 1 to 3798 code for a protein of 1265 amino acids. The transcript has 9 exons.
AUGCGCCAACGCGUAGAGCUGCUGCGCGCAUACGCACUGCUGCUUCCGGCCAUGCUGAGGCUAAUAAAUUCUGCUGCGGCCACUCCAACAGGAGGACAAGCAGCAGUAGAGACAGUAGAGACAGCACCAACAGCCGCUGCCGAUUGUCCCUAUCCGCACUUACUGAGACUCCACGUAGCAGAUGUUAUAGCUGCUGCUUCUGCUACUACACCCCGUGCUGCAGGGGAGGCCCGAUUUACUGCAACAGCAGCGGCGACAGCUCCAGGAGUUAAUGCUGCGCCGAGAACAGCGCAGACAACAGGAAAAAAGGGAGGGGCGGCGGCCCCUGUCGAAGUCAUUGCUCACGAAGGGACGAAGCAACUCGCUGCUUUCCUUUGCAGCCGUGCAUGCAGGGAGCUCCUGCAUCAGUUUCUUCAGUUGCACCUCUUCAGAGCUGCUGCUGCGGAGGUGGCUCGAGCUGUGUCAGAACACGAGCAGGGCAGCAGCGACUGCACUAUUGACGGCUUGGCGGUGCAGCAAGGACUGCACACGUAUGUGUUCGCUCCAGUGGAGGCAACAGCAGCAGCACUGCGUGCAACGUUGUAUGCAGAGAUGCAUAGCAGUGCCCAGUGGUCCCCCACAGGGGCACUGGACAUCCUGGGUUUCCGUCUGAGCUGUAGACUUCUUGCCGCACUCGUACGCGCCUUGCAAGCCUCUAGUGAACUGCGCAUGUCACGACAACAGCAGCAGCAACGGCCACAGCAAGAAUUAUUCACUGUCAGCGACCGCCGUCGCAUAGAUCCUUUUGUGAUGCUUUGCUUGCGUGAGGUUCUAGAGCUUGCUCGCUGCAAGGGCAGCACCAGCAUCAGGAACAGCCAUAGUGGCCUCCAAAACACGCAGUAUCCCGCUGCUGCUGCUGAAGCAGCAGCACCAUUUGCCGUUUCUCCUCCUGAAAACAGCGAAAGGACCCUUUCAACAACUGCUGCUCCAUGCCUCCCUGAAACGCGACAGCUGCUAGUCCUUUUUUUGCGUUCUUGUGCUGCCAAGUUUAACACAGCUGCAGCAGCAGCAGCCACCGCCGCUUGCGCGCCUCCUUCCACGGGAAUCACUCGUGAUUCGGGGUCUCCGAGCUGGCGAGACAUUGCAGAUGCAGCACGAGAUGCAUCGAGGCUCCAGGUCAUCCUGCAUCCCAAAGCUGCGUCGUAUGCAGCAGGGGCAGUGGGAGCAGACGUAUCUGUUCCCACUGCUCCUGCUGCCGAGAUUGCGAGCAACACAGCCAUUGUCUCAGAAGCGCAAAAAGUAUUGCAGGCUGCGGCGGCAUACUGCUUACCUCAUGUGGCAGACAUUCCCCCAGUUGACUUGGCCGCACUACUGUGGGCUGCUGCUUCCGCAGCGCACUGUAUCCCUAAGCAGCAGUGGAAGCAGCGCCUGCUGCUGAACCGGCUGUUUCAAGCGGCCACCGCCAGUCUCCUCCUGCCGCUUCAGAAUGCUCAAGUUCUACUUCAAUCAGUGGCAGCUCAGCAGCAUCAGGAGCACCAGAAACGGCAUCAGCAAAAACGGGAACAGCAGGUUGCACCUUGGCAGAUGCUAGCAGGAUCCAGGCAGCUGCAACAAGCUGCGCCUGUGGACAAGUGUCUCCUGAUCUGGAGUCUCCUGGUCUGGGGGCGGCCUGCUUUGGAUGGCGCGGCUGGUGGUGCAGGGGUGGGUCCCAUAGAGUGGCUGGUACUGGCAGCAACCUUUAGAUACCAGUCGCAACAACAACAGCAUCCUCUGUUGCUGCAGAGCAGCGGCGCGAUGGCGCUUCAUGCCCUGGCAGUACGGGCAGACGAGCUAACACGUCCCGCGCUUCCUUGCAUUGCAGCGGCAGUGGGAUCAACCGACUUGCAUUGCCAGGAGCAGCGUUCAGCUGUCGAAUGCGUCAGGGACAUUGAUGAGAGCCUCACAGGGAGAUGUGCUGACCGCGAAGUUUUCGUAGCUUUACCAGAGGCGCCUCCGGCGACAGUGGGAGCUCAUGCGGCCGUAACUCAAGCUCCUAUCUCCACUCCUGCUGCUGCCACUGCGGCCGACAGGGCAGCUGUCUCCUGCAUUCGUCUACUUGCGUCGCUGCUGCACUCUGCGGCGCUUCUGACUCGCGCGAGUCACCCUUCGAGGUCUCCUGCAAUGAUGGGGGUCCUUCGAAGUGCUGAUAGGGGCCUCGGUACUGCUGGGCCCUUGCUGAUCUCUCAGCUGUUACGGCAGGUGUAUGAUGUAGUCCGGAAAGAGCAAACGCAGAAGCAACAGGCCACGCUGCAGUGCCGCAACCGUCUCAAUCUUCAGCACCAUCAGACAUUUGUACCUGCGCUUAGCCCACAGUGCAUCAGUCAAGUGGUGCAUGGACAGCUACGCAUGCUGUCGGGGAAGCAGUUCACGUCGCUCAUGUGCUGUGCCUUCGACUUGGGAGCGUUGUACUCUCCACUUCACCACAUGGAACAGCAGCAGCAGCAGCAGCUAUGGACAGAGCACUGCAUGGGGUUGCAGCGCGCAUUCUUGAAGGAACUGACAGCCCGGAUUAUGAUGCAUCAGCUGCCCCCGGAGCCACUCAGCGGCACUCGAGAUGCAUUGGCUCGAAAUACGGAACCCGCUAGGCGUCAAUUGUCCUGGGAGCAACGGCAACACCAGCACCAACACAUAGACCUCUUCCAGUUGGCGUGCUGUCUGCGAGUCACUGCUGCUGCUGCACUGCAGACAGCAGCUGAAGCUCUGCGAGAAGGGCAUCUGGGAGCUGGUGAUACGAAUGGGAAGGCAGCACUUGCACUCGAGGCAAGUAUUUAUCGUGCGCCUACAGGAGUCUCGCGCGCUGCUUUAGGGAUUGCUGAUGCACUUGUCGCUGCUAAACAUCCUGCGGCCGGUUUAGAGACAACAGAAUAUCUCCUACAGGCUGUUGAUUUUAUGCCUCUCGUCCUGCAGCGACAGCAGCAGCAGCAACACCAGCAACAGCAGCGCUGGGCUGAGCCAUCGCCCAGAGUUGUGACUUAUGGCCUACCUCAGGCAAGGCGCUUUUGUCUCUAUCAAGCGGUACUUACUGCAGCCGUUCUGCGUAAGUGGGUCCCUCUGCUGAGGCCGCGUUUUUCUGCAGAGGCACCAGGAGACAGCGGAGCCACAACCCUACUUGCGGAGAGUGAAACUGCAGCCGCCUCUGCAGCUGUUAAUGCUAUUGCAGCUGGGGAUGUUGUAGUGCCAGAAAGGGUAUGGGAAGCGGCAAGGGCUGCCUUCCGCGAUGUUUCAUCUUCAACGACGGAGUCGCGCCCUCAGCGCGACGUAGUUGGCUUGCUGCAAAGGCAGAAUAUCUGUUUCGAGGCAGAGUCAAGGACCCUGGAGGGCCUCUCGGUGGAUUUCCGUAUAACCUCCCUCCCCGCUCCUGAGUUGCAACAGCAGCAGGAAGAGCUACGCCUUUUGUUGGAGGUGGAUGGACCGUCGCAUUUCCUAGUUGAAUGCGAACCGGACAACUCUCCCAGGAUUCUGUUGGGCUCUUCGCUAUUCAAGGAGACGUUGCUACGUUUCCUGGGUUGGCGCCUUAUGAGGCUGCAUGCAACCGACGCCGCAAAUGCAGCCCGUUGCGCUGUAGCGGCACAUCAGGUGCUGCAAAAGCUCAUACUGGAAACCUCCAAGCCCCUAGUAGGGGGUUUUAAAGGAAUAUGUGGGAGAGCUGCACAGCACUACGACACCUUGGUAGCUUGGCUUAUUUCCACAGACGUCCCAUACCAGACUACCGGCAAACAACUAAGAGGUCUCAACAGCUCACGAUAUAGACACUGGAAAGGAGUUAUUAUGAGACGAUGA